This is a messenger RNA of Cylicostephanus goldi, 582 nucleotides long. Lineage: Eukaryota; Metazoa; Nematoda; Chromadorea; Rhabditida; Strongylidae. The record is from the annotation of a GenBank genome assembly.
AUGCUCUCGGUGGCUGGUGCAGAUCACAUAAUCACAAUGGAUCUUCAUGCCUCGCAAAUACAGGGGUUUUUUGACAUCCCUGUGGACAACCUUUAUGCGGAGCCAGCAAUCCUAAAGUAUAUCAAAGAGUCGAUCCCUAAUUGGCAAACAUCUGUGAUUGUUUCUCCUGACGCUGGAGGCGCAAAGAGAGUCACUUCCAUAGCCGAUCGUCUAAACGUUGAUUUUGCCUUGAUUCAUAAGGAAAGGAAACGCGCCAAUGAGGUGGAAAAGAUGACUCUUGUGGGAAAUGUUCAGGGAAAAGUUGCCAUACUUGUCGACGAUAUGGCAGAUACAUGUGGCACAAUAUGUAUGGCAGCUGAUAAACUGGUUGAAGCGGGUGCAGAAAAGGUCUAUGCAUUUUGCGUUCAUGGAAUUUUCUCAGGACCAGCACUGCAGCGCUUGAACAGCUCGAAAUUUGAAGCUGUUGUGGUGACUAACACUAUUCCCCAGGAUGAAAAUAUGAAGCAGUGUCCGAAGAUCCAAGUUCGUUCUCAUUGCAUUCAUCUAUUAAAUUUUUAUAUUUUCUUAUGUGAAGCCUGGUGA